This is a messenger RNA of Malaya genurostris, 1785 nucleotides long. RefSeq names its product beta-1,3-galactosyltransferase brn. NCBI's taxonomy places the organism in Eukaryota, Metazoa, Arthropoda, Insecta, Diptera, Culicidae. Gene Ontology annotation, molecular function: UDP-glycosyltransferase activity; hexosyltransferase activity. Gene Ontology annotation, cellular component: membrane. The record is from RefSeq and is a predicted model, not a curated record. The coding region runs from base 288 to 1478 and encodes 396 amino acids. The transcript has 3 exons.
AAUGCUGUAAACUGCAGAAUGUCAAAUUUGUGUACAGGAAUUUCAGGAGUAGUUCUGUGAUUUCUGCUGUGAACUGAAUAAUUAACAAAAUAAUUGAAUCGAUUUUACAAUAAAGUGUUUAUACACCAUUUUCGUUGGAUUUAUGGUUUACCAAUGGAUUAAUAGUAUAGAUUUUCUCAAUAGAUAAAAUUGUACUCUCCUAAUUAAAUUAAUUAAUUAUGUAAGUCGGAAAGUCGAGUAAACACUUUGUCGUCAAAUUCUAGUCCAGAACCAAAACCAAAUACAAGAUGCUGCCCCGCAUUUGUAUAAAAUUCAAGCUAAAGUACAUCGUCUCGGUGGCAAUAACCGUCCUACUCUUGGACUACUUUGGAGCUUUCACACACAUGUUCGAAGCGGACUUUGAGCGAACUUUCAGUUACCCCAUGGAAGGGGACAUCCUCUCUAAUGUGUACCAAUUGCGACAUGGACAACGACCAGCGGUAGAUCCAAUUAACGUAUAUAACUUUUCCUACAUAACGGAUUGCCAGCACAAGUGCAAGGAAGACGAUAGGCUUAUAGCCCCUCGACUGGUGCUGAUAGUGAAGUCCGCUAUUGAGAAUUUUGACAGACGGGUGGCGAUUCGGAAAAGUUGGGGCUGGGAAAAGCGUUUUUCGGAUGUAAAAAUAAGAACCAUAUUUGUGCUGGGGCGCCCAGCAGAACCGGACAGAAGGCUACAAUCUUUGAUUGAUCUCGAGUAUGCCAACUAUCGCGAUAUUGUCCAGGGAGAUUUUGUUGACGCGUACUUCAACAACACAAUCAAAACUAUGAUGGGCUUCCGGUGGGCGGUGAGCUACUGCCCACGUGCAAAAUUUUACAUGUUUGCCGAUGAUGAUUUUUACAUUUCUUCAAAGAACUUACUAAAAUAUGUUCGCAAUCCGGUAAACUAUCCGGAAUAUUUGGAAGAAACCGACGAAGCAUUACGCAAACUGGCUCGAAGACUGAGUCAAACAACGAACAGCAACAGCUCUCAACAGCUGGAUAACUCAUCCGUAAGUUCGUUGAACGUACGAUCCAAGCGGCAGAUUCUGAACAUGGACAUGGAGUUACCGAGCGAUGUGAAGCUGUUUUCGGGAUUCGUGUUCCGAUCUGCACCUCACCGACAUCGAAGCAGCAAGUGGUACAUAUCUCUGCAGGAGUAUCCGUGGGAUAUGUGGCCUACCUAUGUGACGGCAGGAGCCUUUCUGCUGUCCCACGAGGCUCUCUUCGAGAUGUACUACGUUAGCAUGUACACUAAGCAUUUCAGAUUCGACGACAUUUAUUUGGGAAUCGUCUCCUUGAAGGCCGGAAUCGAGCCACUGCAUUCGGAGGAAUUCUACUUCCACAAAGCUCCCUUUUUGGGACCACAGAGCUACAAAUACGUACUGGCUUCGCACGGCUAUGAUGACCCGGAGGAACUGGUAAAAAUCUGGAACGAAGUUCGCGCAGCUGGCUAUGCUUAGAGGUUAAUCGUAAACCGUCGUAUAAAACAAAGGCUAAUGAGAAUUGAAUAUCCGCAUAUUCUGUAGUCAACCAACGAAAAAUUUAUUCUAUUGUAUAAUGAAUAGACUUUGAACACGUUUUCUCGUAUAAUUUAAUCGCUGGUAAGAAUUCAUCGUAGUAAGAAGCUACUAGUUCGGAGGUCAGUUUUUAGACUUCUUGUAGACUGAUGUGUGAUAUACAAGUUCAAUAACGAAUACAUUUACUAGAUGGCCAUUAAAUUAUUUUUUGUACAUUAUCUACUAAGAUUCAAGACAUUAAUUAAACUUA